GUGCGAGAUUUGUACUUUUCUGCCGAAACGUCCUGUUACUUCCUGGGACUUUCCCACACAGGUUUAACAUGGUGGCCUUAAAGUUUGUUUGUGUGUUUGUUGAAGCGAAAUGAAGAAGAACUUGCACCUUUCUGAAAACGGGUCGAUCGGGAUGUUACCACAGAUUCACGCUCAGGAACCAAAGCGGAGGGUUUUUAAAUUUGCGCAGAUUCAAAGGAAGUUUGGUGUCAAGUUAACAGAAAGUUAACCUAGCAUAAAGCUAAAUAAGCUAAAGCUAACGACAAACUGAGUGGUCUCCCGCUGCAGCUGAACGACAGAGAUGAGCAGCUCCAGGCAGAGAGCCAGAGAUCUAGUGACGGCCUACGAUCACAGUCUGGAGCAGCAGAUUGUGGGACGAGGCUCCAGCCAUGCGUGUGGAGACGAGGAGCUGCUGAGGCACGUGGAGGGUCUGCUGCGGGAGGGAGACGCUCAGGAGACUCACUGCCUGGGUCUGGAUCCACUGGCCGUGAUGGAGGAGUCGCUCAAGGCGGCGACGGCAACGACAGCGGCGCCAACCGCAGCCAGGGGUGUGAAAGUCCAAUCCAGGGGACGACUGCAGGGCCUGGCCAAAGCUUUUGAGGUCCUGGAGCAAGCGUCCCUCAAUCUGUACCUCGGCCCCUGGAGGGACGAGUACAAAGUUGUCAAGAUGUAUUCUGGAAUGUUCACCCACUUCAUCAAACCAGUGCUGUCGAUGCCUCAGGUCGAGAAACUGUUCGGUCUGUUAGGAUACCAGCCCAGCUCGCCUCGACACGAGCAGCUUUUCCUCCAGGAGCUCCGAAUCAGUUCCGCUUCUCUGGACGAUCUCCUCCGCUUGUCUUGUGCCUUCUACCUGGCUCGGUGUGAGUGUCGCCUCCUUCAGGCGGCCCUUGGGAAGCAUGUGGGCGAGGCCCAGUGGGAGCUGAGCGUGGUGAGAGAGAGGCAGAGAGGAAACAGCCUGCAGGUCGCCAUGGACAACACCAAGAAGACCCUGAAAGUCAACCAGCCACGGAUGGAGCCGUUUGAUGGGGAAGUGGACGUGGAUCUGUACACGGACGAGCACCUCAACGGGGGACAGACGGUUCCGGCCGUCAGUGAAGACAAAACCCACAGUGACGGAAUGACAUCUCAGUCGUCCUCACCCGCCUCCCUGCCCUCCAGAGAGCAUGUCUGCAUCACCACCCUCAACUGUCAGCUGACCAAGAUGCCUGUGGAGUCGGUGGUCGGCUCCUCGGGUGUGAAGAAGCCGGGCAGACGUCCGUGUGAGAAGUUUGACAAAGAAGACUGUGAAUCAAACUCGGGCAGUUUGCAGUUAGAAACUGGGAGUCCUCGUAAGAGCGAGAGUGAAGCCGACCACUUCUGCAGCUGCCUCCAGUCUGCUCAUCUUUAUCUCCAACGCUGUAUCCAAUGUAAAACGUUGCACAAUAUCAGCUGUGCCUUGCUUCAGCACUGCUUAAUGGAGGGCCACGCUGUGGUGGUCCCUUACAAUCCUGAAGAUGUCAAAGAAUCUGGAGCGGCGUCGCCUCAAAGUCUCGGAGCGAGCGACAUGAAUGCAUCUCCAGCUCUCACCAUCAUCAGCGCAGCCAGGUCCUCCAUAGUUCUGCGAGAUGACGCCGAAUCCGUCAUCCCUUCUCUCCAUCCAAUCAGCUUCCACGACUGCUGCAACCUCGCCCAGCUGGACCCGCAGGUCCUGUGUCACAGCUGCAGCGUCUUCCACGCCGGCUCCUGCAGAGACCUCGACUACUGCAAGAUCCAGCACACCACAAAGCUGCUGGGAGUGUGUGUCUGCGGCAAGACGUGCUCCAGAAAACCUCUGGUUCUGUGCAGAUAUUGUGGAAUCGAGUAUUGUCUGGACUGUUGGUACAGAAGUCCUGUUGUUUGCACCUGUGGCCAAACGUUUGACCAGUCGUCCUCCGUGUGACUCGUAAAACUAUUGCACUAACGAGGCGCAACGAGCGAAGCCGAAGUGCCUUGAAUCUGCACAAAAUCAAGAACAAUCAAAUCCAAAUGUUGCCUUGGCUCGAUGCUGACUCACAGGUUUUUCUAUCUGUGAUGACUUUCAUUAAUCUGCCAUCCAUUCUGUAAUUAGUCCGACUGACCAGAUGUAGACCGUGGAUAUAAACGUGCCAUCAGACGACUGUUUACUUCUGAUUCUGCCCCCCCCCCCCUCACUGCUUUGCCGGUCACUGCCUCCUGAGCGUAGCUACGACAACACGACUGAUUGUUUUAAAGAUAACAAAAAAGAAACCAGAGCUUUUUUCUUUCACCUGCAGGAGAAUGAUAAUCAGAUCUGACUUUGUGAGACUAGAUCACCACCAUCAUCAGUGUUGUGUAUUGUUGUGAUCUCAGACACUUCAAUGUAACUUGGUGCGAAGCACAAAGUGUGUUUCAUCUGUAUUUGUUGCCUGCAGAGUAAAAAAAGGUCAAUACUUGU
Messenger RNA from Paralichthys olivaceus (Japanese flounder), 2449 nucleotides. It is a transcript of the gene spata2l, whose product is annotated as spermatogenesis associated 2-like. Lineage: Eukaryota; Metazoa; Chordata; Actinopteri; Pleuronectiformes; Paralichthyidae. Gene Ontology annotation, cellular component: cytoplasm. The record is from RefSeq and is a predicted model, not a curated record.